AUGGAACAGUUGCAAAAUUUCGGUCCAAAUGAUGUGCAAAAUGGAACACUUGCAAAAAUGUUUCGUAAUGCUGGAAUUGAUGAUGUUCGAUCUUAUAUUGAUGAAAUUCAUGAAGAAAAUGUUAAUCUCAACGAUCAAUCAAUACCUAUGUCAAAUAACAAUGAUUUAAAUACUUCUGAAACAUCGAAUAUUCAAUCAAAUAAAUUAGGUGGAUUUUUAAAUAAUGCACAACAAAUAUUUGAUAAACAUAGUAAUGGAAAAAAUAAUAUAAGUAACGUCAAACAAAUAUAUAAAAUGUAUAAAUCAAUGGAUAAAAAUGGUGAUGGUAAAAUAACAGUUGAAGAUGUUGAAAUUAUUCUAAAAGAAAUGGGUCUUGGUUUUGUUAGUAAACAUUUAGCACGUGCUAUAUUUGAUAUUGUUGAUGCAAAUCAUAAUGGUCAAUUAGAUUUUCAUGAUUUAAUAGCAUUAACAAGUCUUCUUAAACGUUUAUCAUCUUCUUCGACAUCUUCAGUCAGAUAG
This is a messenger RNA of Adineta steineri, 519 nucleotides long. The record is from the annotation of a GenBank genome assembly. NCBI's taxonomy places the organism in Eukaryota, Metazoa, Rotifera, Eurotatoria, Adinetida, Adinetidae.